AUGGUUAGACUUACUUCUUUGCUCUCCCUCCUCUUCAUCUCUGCCUCCACUGCCCUUCCUAUCCUCGAGGAGCGCGCUGCCACAACCUGCAGAUCUACCGCAUACACAGCCGCACAAGUAAACAGUGCUGCUCAACAAGCGUACGCCUACUACUCAAAAGGCCAGACCGUCGGAAGCAAUGACUACCCACACCCCUACAACAACCGCGAGGGAUUUAAUUUCGCAGUUAGUGGUCCUUACCAAGGGUUUCCCUUGCUUGCUAGCAAACAAGUCUACACGGGUGGUAGCCCAGGUCGUAAGUCAAUAUUAUCUCAACCUCAAUUGAACCAUGUAUUAAUUGUGAAAAAUAGCCGACCGCGUGAUUAUCAACACCUCCGGAAAACUUGCCGGCGCAAUUACACACACUAGUGCCAGUGGAAACGACUUUGUUGGAUGCACCGGACCAAGCUAG
Molecule: messenger RNA, 451 nt
Organism: Hymenoscyphus albidus
Lineage: Eukaryota; Fungi; Ascomycota; Leotiomycetes; Helotiales; Helotiaceae
Source: the annotation of a GenBank genome assembly